Messenger RNA from Physcomitrium patens, 3162 nucleotides. RefSeq names its product DEAD-box ATP-dependent RNA helicase 3, chloroplastic. Lineage: Eukaryota; Viridiplantae; Streptophyta; Bryopsida; Funariales; Funariaceae. The record is from RefSeq and is a predicted model, not a curated record. Gene Ontology annotation, cellular component: cytosol. Gene Ontology annotation, molecular function: RNA binding; ATP binding; zinc ion binding.
ACAUUCUCUCUCUCUCUGCCUCCUUUUUCCAGUGGCCUCCUCUUUCCUCCUCUUUCGGCACUGUUUAGGGUUUGGUCUCCAUCUCCUUUACGGCUUCGAAGAGAUCAAUUGCCCUGCAGAUCGCCUCCUUCGCCAUCAUGUCACCGCUUUAAUCCGGCGGCAACUGUUUGGGACUUUCCUUUUCCUGUGAAGCGAGUGGGAAUUUUGAGCUUUCCGGGGGGUUUUAAGCAGUUUUUGUACUGGUUGUUUUGUUUUGUUUUGUUUUGAUUAUGUCAAUUAGGAUUUAGAGGGGUUUAGAACUAUGGCGAUGUUUAGGAAGUGCGCUGAGGCUGGGGCGAGGGCGCUGGUGCGCGUGAGAUCUAGCGCGGGAGCGCAGCGGGAAGCGCUGAAAGUCGGGCGGAGUUUGACGUCCGUGGUGGGAAGCAAUGGGGGAGCGUCGUCGGGGUGGACGGGUUUGCAGGAGAGGGGUUUGUUCCUUGGGAAUGGAUCCAUGUGGGGAGUGAAGGGAGGGAACGGGCUGGCGUCGGAGAUGACCUUGUUGCAGUCGCGGAGGGAGAUUUCUAGCCAGCCGGAUUUGUUUGAUGAGGAGACUUUGAGCUCGAGUGAUGAGGAGGGCUUCGUGGGGAAAAAAAACGCGGGUGCUGGGAAGGACGAGCUUGCGAUCGACAGUUUGGGCGUCUCUGAGGAUAUAGUAAAUGCGCUUGCGAAGCGUGGGAUCACGCACUUGUUUCCAAUUCAGAGGGCCGUCCUCGAGCCGGCCAUGAAAGGACAGGACUUGAUUGCGAGGGCGAAGACGGGGACUGGGAAGACACUUGCUUUUGGAAUUCCCAUCAUACAGCACAUUAUUGACGCGCAUAAAGAGAGCGCGCCCAGGCAUGGGAGGUCUCCGCGGGCUUUAGUGCUAGCGCCGACUCGUGAGUUGGCGAAGCAAGUGGAGCGGGAGUUUAUGGAGUCAGCUCCUAUGCUGUCGACGGUGUGCGUCUAUGGUGGCGUGUCUAUCAGCAUGCAGCAGAGGCAACUGGAGAGGGGCGUAGACAUUGCCGUGGGGACGCCCGGGCGUAUCAUCGAUUUAAUUGACAGGGGCUCUUUGAAGUUGCAGAAUGUAAACUUCUUGGUGUUGGACGAGGCAGAUCAGAUGUUGGCGGUUGGAUUCGAAGAAGAUGUGGAGCGUAUUUUACAGCAGUUGCCAAAGAACCGACAGAGCAUGCUUUUCUCUGCGACGAUGCCGAAAUGGGUGAAAGAGCUUAGUGGAAAGUACCUCAACAGGCCACUGAUGAUUAACCUGGUGGGAGACGCAGAUGACAAGCUGGCGGAGGGCAUCACGAAUUUGGCCAUUCAGCUUCCUGCAACGGCGAAGCGAUCGAUUUUGAGCGACUUGAUUACUGUGCAUGCCAAAGGCGGGAAGACGAUCGUGUUUACGCAGACAAAGAGAGACGCAGACGACGUGGCGAUGGCGAUGGGGAACCUGGUGGCUUGUGGGGCAUUGCACGGGGAUAUCUCGCAACUUCAGAGGGAGAAGACAUUGAACGCGUUUCGGGAGGGUAAUAUCACAGUUUUGGUCGCGACGGACGUCGCUGCACGAGGACUGGACGUGCCAAACGUAGACCUUGUAAUCCACUACGAGAUUCCGAACGACUCGGAGACAUUUGUGCAUAGGACGGGACGGACAGGUCGCGCGGGGAAGACCGGGACGAAUAUAUUGAUGUUUACCAAUCAACAGAUGCGGACGAUGCGGACUAUCGAGAGCAACGUGAAGUGCAGGUUUCAGAUGAUUGGUGCACCUCAUGUGAAGGAUGUGAUGCAAGCAAGCUUCGACCAGGUGAGGGGUGCGCUGAAAAAUGUGGAUGAGAGUUUGGCGGCCGAGUUCCGUCCAACUGCAGAGUCUCUGCUGGAGGAGAAGGGUCCAGAUGCGUUCGCUGCUGCAUUGGCUCACUUGAGUGGGUUCAGUCAGCUGCCUCCCAGCCGAUCUUUGUUGACGCACGAGCCAGGAAUGACGACGUUGAGGCUGAUGCGCAGCGGGGGCAGACCAGCUCUUAAUGCGCGCGGUGUGAGCGGGGUUUUGUCUGGCUUAUCUCGAUCUGCAGCGGACAGUGUGGGGAAGAUCUGCAUUAUCGACGACAGGAGGGUGAAUGGAGCGGUGUUCGAUUUGCCGGAUGAUGUGGCCAAGGAAGUUCUGGCGCUACCAAACCAGGACGGGGACGUGUUCGACGUACCAACAAAGCUUCCUCCUAUAAUAUCAGAAGAAAGGAGAGGAGGACAAAGCUCAGGUAUGUUUGGAAGAUUUGGUGGAGGAUCGGAUAGUCGAGGUGGUAUGGAUAGGGGCAAUGAUCGAUUCGGAAGAUUCUCGUCAUCGUCACCUCGAUCAUCAUCAUCAGAAAGAGAGAGGUUCGGGAGGUUUUCGUCAAAGCAGUCGGACAGAGGGGGUGACAGGACCUUUUCAGGGACAUGUCACGUGUGUGGGCAACGGGGACAUCGGGCGAACGAUUGCCCUUCAGGAGGAGGGCGAAGUCGGCGCAGCAGUUGGGGAGGUUGAAGGGAGGAUAAAUGGAAAGCUAGAGGCUUUGCAAAUAGAGAUAUAGUAGUUAGAAUAUCCCUCCAACCUGUUCCUUCUAAGUUGUUCAUAUUGUAGCAUUAUGGAGAGGUCGAGUUGCCAGUAUACGAUGAGGAGGCAUUAGUAUUCACGGUGCAACGGCCAGCAUCGUUUAAUAGAAUUGCAGUAUGGACUAGGUGCCUUCAUCGACGCAGAGGUUUUCAGCCAAGAAAUGAUCGAUAAAAUUUUCCUGAGUAGUAGACCUGCUAAAACUCUCUGACGCCGUGCCAAAAGCGCAUUCAAACAUUGGCAGAGUGUCGCUGGGAUAAGGAUGUGUCUGGUGGCUACCAAGGUCGAUAUGUUUGCAUCAUCCUGCAACAAACUAAUCGAGUUCACAGUGUUAAUGGUGAGUUAGUUUGUGUAGUUUGUAUCAGAUGGUGGUACUUAACCUCCCCAGUUCCUAGCAUCCCCUAGAGGGUCUUUAUUGCACGAUGCUGAAGGCCUGAAGUAGAGAGGCAUUUUAGAUUUUAGGAACAUCAUUCCAAAAGCAUUUCACGACAAUUUGGUCGAAACCCUGUCAACACCUCAUAGCAGGACUUGCUAUCUAAACUUUCACAUAACCAACUUAUAUA